Messenger RNA from Eublepharis macularius, 5186 nucleotides. RefSeq names its product DEAD-box helicase 46 (gene DDX46). The transcript is spliced from 24 exons. Gene Ontology annotation, molecular function: ATP binding; RNA helicase activity; RNA binding. Gene Ontology annotation, cellular component: nucleus. Gene Ontology annotation, biological process: mRNA splicing, via spliceosome. The record is from RefSeq and is a predicted model, not a curated record. NCBI's taxonomy places the organism in Eukaryota, Metazoa, Chordata, Lepidosauria, Squamata, Eublepharidae. Bases 98 to 3244 code for a protein of 1048 amino acids.
CGUCGUUUGUUUUUUCGGGAUGUUCGCCGUCGCUGCUUAGACCGCGAGGGGAUCACGCCAGAUUGAGAAGGCUGCUGCCCAGUUCCUCCGGGCCGCCAUGGGUCGGGAGUCCAGAUCAACAAAGCAACAGUUGUCCAAACAAAAACAGCAUUAUCGGAAGCGCUCCUCAUCACGAGGGCGCUCUGGUAGCCGUUCUAGGAGUCGUUCUCCGUCUGACAAAAGAGCAAAACGUGGUGAUGAUAGACGUUCUAGAAGUAGAGACAGAGAUCGCAGACGUGAGAGAUCACGCAGCAGAGACAAGAGGAGAUCUCGGUCACGUGACAGGAAGCGUGUACGGCGUUCAAGAAGCAGAGAGAGGAGCAGAGAGAGGAGACGAUCACGGAGUAGAGAGAGGAGAAGAUCCAGAAGUCGAAGCAGAGGGAGACGAUCCCGAUCUUCCAGCCCUGGCAAAAACAAGAAAGUAGAAAACAGAUCCCGAUCUAAAGAAAAGGUGGAAGGGGUAGAAGUUAUGAAGGAAAAGAAAAAGGAGAAAGAAGACAAAGAAGACGAAAAGGAUAAAGAUGUUAGCAAUUUUGAUCAGAACAAACUGGAAGAAGAAAUGAGAAAACGAAAAGAGAGAGUGGAGAAAUGGAGAGAAGAGCAACGCAAGAAAGCUAUGGAAAACAUAGGAGAACUGAAAAAAGAAAUCGAAGAGAUGAAGCAAGGAAAAAAAUGGAGUUUAGAAGAUGAUGAUGAUGAUGAUGAGGAAACUGCAGAAGGGGAGAAAGAAGGUAAUGAAAUUGAAGAUGAAGAACUGGAUCCGUUAGAUGCAUACAUGGAAGAAGUCAAAGAGGAGGUCAAGAAAUUUAAUAUGAGGAGUGUGAAAGGUGGAGGUGGAAGUGAAAAGAAAACUGGGCCUACAGUUACUAAAGUAGUUACUGUGGUUAAAACCAAAAAAGCAUCUCCAGAGACAGAAAAGAAAAAAGGAGAGCUCAUGGUGAAUGACCAAGAUGCAAUGGAGUAUUCCUCUGAAGAGGAGGAGGUUGACCUUCAGACGGCAUUAACAGGCUAUCAGACCAAACAUAGGAAACUACUGGAACCUGUUGAUCAUGGGAAGAUUGAAUAUGAACCCUACAGGAAAAAUUUCUAUGUUGAAGUUCCAGAACUAGCUAAAAUGACUCAAGAAGAGGUGAAUGCAUAUAGACUGGAAAUGGAAGGAAUUACUGUCAAGGGUAAAGGAUGUCCCAAGCCAAUCAAAACUUGGGUGCAGUGUGGCAUUUCUAUGAAAAUACUGAAUUCCCUGAAAAAGCAUGGCUAUGAAAAGCCGACCCCCAUCCAGGCUCAAGCUAUACCUGCAAUUAUGAAUGGACGUGAUUUAAUCGGCAUUGCUAAAACAGGAAGUGGGAAGACUAUUGCUUUUUUGUUGCCCAUGUACAGGCACAUUAUGGAUCAGAGGCCAUUAGAAGAAGGAGAAGGUCCAAUAGCUGUCAUCAUGACUCCUACUCGAGAACUCGCUUUACAGAUUACGAAGGAAUGCAAGAAGUUCUCAAAGCCGCUUGGGCUUCGAGUUGUGUGUGUAUAUGGAGGGACAGGAAUAAGUGAGCAGAUAGCUGAACUGAAAAGAGGUGCUGAAAUCAUUGUUUGCACACCUGGCCGUAUGAUUGACAUGUUAGCAGCUAAUAACGGCCGGGUGACAAAUCUUCGGAGAGUGACGUAUGUUGUCCUUGAUGAAGCUGACAGAAUGUUCGACAUGGGCUUUGAGCCUCAGGUAAUGCGUAUUGUAGACAAUGUAAGACCUGAUCGCCAGACUGUUAUGUUCUCUGCUACCUUUCCUAGAGCCAUGGAGGCUUUAGCUCGUCGAAUACUAAGCAAGCCAAUUGAGGUCCAGGUUGGUGGCAGAAGUGUUGUCUGUUCUGAUGUGGAACAGAACGUGAUUGUCAUAGAAGAGGAGAACAAGUUCUUGAAGCUACUUGAACUCCUGGGACAUUAUCAGGAAAAAGGAGCUGUCAUCAUAUUUGUAGAUAAGCAAGAACAUGCUGAUGGAUUGCUGAAAGACUUAAUGAGAGCCUCUUAUCCCUGCCUAUCACUUCAUGGAGGUAUUGAUCAGUAUGAUAGAGACAGCAUAAUCAAUGAUUUUAAGAGUGGAGUAUGCAAACUUCUUGUGGCCACAUCUGUAGCAGCUCGAGGACUUGAUGUAAAACACCUCAUGCUUGUAGUCAACUACAGUUGUCCCAAUCAUUAUGAGGAUUACGUACACAGGGCGGGCAGAACUGGACGAGCAGGCAACAAAGGAUUUGCAUAUACUUUCAUUACUGAAGAUCAAGCACGAUAUACUGGUGAUAUAAUUAAAGCUCUGGAGUUGUCAGGUACUCCAGUUCCUGCAGAGUUGGAGAAACUUUGGAAUGACUUCAAAGAUCAGCAGAAGGCUGAGGGAAAGACAAUUAAAAAGAGCAGUGGAUUCUCUGGCAAAGGCUUCAAAUUUGAUGAAACAGAAGAGGCUUUGGCUAAUGAGCGAAAGAAGCUACAAAAAGCAGCUCUUGGCUUACAAGAUUCUGAUGAUGAGGACACAGCAGUUGAUAUUGAUGAACAGAUUGAAAGCAUGUUCAAUUCAAAGAAAAGAGUGAAGGACAUGGCAGCACCAGGCGGAACAUCUAAUGUUCCUGCCCCAACAGCUGGAAAUGCAGAAAAAUUAGAAAUUGCUAAGAGGUUGGCAUUGAGAAUCAAUGCACAGAAGAAUCUUGGAGCCGAGGCACAAGUAUUGGUCUCUUUUCAAUUUAAGGAUGUGAUGCAGCAAGCGACAAAUGCUAUCCUGAGAGGUGGUACAAUUCAGGCUCCAACUGUGUCUGCAAAAACCAUUGCUGAGCAGCUGGCUGAGAAGAUCAAUGCCAAGCUCAAUUAUGUGCCGAUAGAGAAACAAGAGGAGGAGAAACAGGAGGGGGGACAAAAUGAGUCAUUUAAGAGAUAUGAGGAAGAAUUGGAGAUCAAUGACUUCCCACAGACUGCUAGGUGGAAGGUAACAUCAAAGGAAGCACUGCACAGGAUAAGUGAAUAUUCUGAAGCUGCCAUUACAAUCAGAGGAACAUAUUUUCCCCCAGGCAAAGAGCCUAAAGAAGGAGAACGAAAAAUUUACUUGGCUAUAGAGAGUGCCAAUGAAUUAGCUGUGCAGAAAGCAAAGGCAGAAAUCACUAGACUCAUCAAAGAAGAGCUCAUCAGAUUGCAAAAUUCAUACCAGCCAACCAAUAAAGGAAGAUACAAAGUUUUAUAAAUGCUGGGAGUAAAUCCGUCUUUUGGUUGCUGAUUUGUGAAUCCUUGUGGUUUCUUUUUAUCUUUGCUGUUUACUCUGCUUAUUGUAAAUUAAGAUGUGUAUGUGUUUUUUUUAAACAUUGUCAUGCUGAAUUUUUUAAAGAUCGGAAUAACUUUAUCCAGGGAUCUUUGUUUUCUGCACAGGUAACAAGUUUGACAGAACAUGAUUUAUUUAAAAUAUUGUAUGCUUUCCAUUUUAAGAAUAAAACCCAUUAUAAUUUUCCUAGAAGACUGUGAUACAACCUCCAUUUAGAAAAUCUUGACUUGGGUUUGGAAGUUGUUAUAGUACUUUUUGGCUCACAAUCUGGAGAAGUGAAACAAAUGCUUUAAAACCAAGGCUGAAUUUUCUUGAUUCCCAAUAAGAUCCUAAGGAAUAAGAUUAUUCCUUAGAAUAAUCCAAAUCAUUUUCUACAAAAUGAGAUAUUUGGAGUUGCACUUACUGUGCCAGGAUAUUCAUGACCUCCCAAGUUUCAUUUUGUUUAAAUAUGGCUGGGAAAGGGGAAUUCCUGUUAAUGACCAGGGAAGCUGCUAAUUUGACCAGGGAAGCAGCAAGAAGGGUCAGUAACUCAUCCCCCUCACACAUAACACUUUUCCAAUUUUAACAGUGCCAUUCUAAGCAGAGUUGUGCCGUUGAUUUCAAUUGACUUAGAAGACUGAAACCCUGCUUAGGAUUGCAGUAUUAAUUAUUUGUUCGUUCAGCUUCUGCUUACUUUUGGGGGGCAGGGACGUUCAGCAUGAUAAUUGGUGCCUGAUUCCCACCCACCCAAGGACAAAAUAGUAACUUGGGCUGUUUAAAUGAAGAAAAUUAUUUGGGGGUUGGAGAAAAGCUUAAACUGCACUGUCCUAUCAAAUAUUUAAUUUUUUGAAGUCAUGAGAUCAAUCAGUCUUUGAUCUCCAAGCAUAACGUAUAGUUUAGUCUUCAGCUUUCUGUAAACAUCUCUUAGGAUUUUAUCCAUAAAUUGUGAAUUUAUUAUUUAGUAAGAUAAAAAUUGUUCUUCCAUAACAUGGGAAACCUUCUCAGAAGAGAAGUACAUAGUCAAGCUUACAUAGUGGGUGUGUGUUUAUGUAAUAUAUUUUUUCUUUUUGCUCUGUAUGUUUAGAUGAUAAAAAUUAGUCAGCUGCCUCCAAUGUUGGUCAUAGACUGUACUGGAAUAUAGUAGACUAUUUUUUACAAGCUGUCCUGAAGACACUGACUGGUGAAUCAGAGUCCCAUUGAUUGCAGCCUAAUGUUCCCUGGUGACCACUCUCUUGUCCUGUUUCUUACAAAAAUUCAAGAGGGAACAUUUUUUCAGCUUCUUGUAAUUUUGGUUGAAUACUGUUUGGUCACUGAUGGUGUAUUUAAACAAUGGCAAUUGCUACUGGAGUUGAAAGUUGUCCAUGAUUAAAAAUCUAUUCUGGAAAGGUGUGUUGCUGUGGGACAAAAAAGUAGUUUUAAAUGUACGAACUUAAUAAAUCAAGUAUUAGAAUUAACAAAGGUAAAUGUCGAAACAUACUCAUGGGCUAGUUUUAUUUGUAAAAGUUUUCCUUUAAAUAUCAUGAGACUUUUCUUUACAUUACUUAACAGAUUUCCUUACCUAUUGGUUUAGAAUUUAUUUUUCACUUUUAAACCUAUAUUAUCUUGCCAUGCAGUGGGACAGUGGCUUUCUAAAAUCUUAAAGCACUUUCAAGGAGUUCUGAAAAUUCACUGGGUAGUAAGGUGAGAAGAUGCAAGGGCAUGAUUUUGGUGUGAAAUAUUUUAUGUUGGUACUUAAGAAAGCCAUUAUGAAAGCGUUUCAAGGUAGACAAAAUUGAACUCUUACUUGUAAUUUUCAGUUUUAGAAUGAAUGCAAGAUUUUUGUAAAGAACAAUUUAACUAUAUAAAUGUUUUUAAAAUUCCUCAUAAAAUAAAAAGUCAUUGUGUAUUC